AUGGCAUUGCAAGUCAAGGAGUUUGAAGAAAGCGAUCUGGAGUCGGAGGACCUCAAGCCUUUGCUGGUAUCUGUCAGGUACUUCAAGGCCCAAUACACUCAUCAUGCUUCAGAAGCGGAUUUCUAUUUUGAAUCCCUGCGUCUAGGCAUUGAGACCGCGGAGAAGCAACCACCAUCGGCAGUGGAGUACGCGCUUUUGCAGCAAUCAGCAAAUAUGGAUUCUGAAGAGAGCCGGGAGCGUCUUCUCAAAGAGUUGCUGCAAGACACAUUGCAGGGGCCUACAUCGCGCAUAAUGAAGGCCAAUCCGGCCAAGCUUGCCAUGCGUGAACUACCGCCUGGGACCUGGUCCCAAAUCUACAACCUCUACUGUGCACAUCGCUUGGCAGUGAAGGAGGAAGCUGCCAGCAGAAGCACGUUUUACAAGUGCACUGAAGAUUGGCGACGGGCUCUCAAGUUCCGGCGGCGCAGCCAGCAUAGCAUAUGCCUCACAUGCGACAAAAUCAAGUCUCGCAUGAGGCACUCAUCCAGCUUCAUCGAACAUGCAAAGCACACAGAUGCUUUGCUGGGACACUUGGCUGGUACAUGGCGGGCCCGCGAAAAGUACUGGGCUGCUAGGGCCGCUUCUCGUGCGAAGGACGACGUCCUUUGCAUAAUAACCGAUGGAUUUGAUAAAUCAAAACCAUGUGUACCGCGUUGGGCACAUGGAAGAGCCCCCAAGCAUCCUACAGUGGAGAAGCACCCUCGAACAGCGUUGCAGUUGUCUGCAUGCUUGGCCCACGGCUGGGGAGCAGUGAUUUUCCUGGCUCCUGAACAUGUCAGCGCUGGAGGGAGCUUCGCGUGGGAGACAGUCUUGCUGACGAUGAACGAAGUAUGGAAGCAGAGCACCAAGGAAGGUUUGCCUGCAAAUGCAAGACUUAGUGAGCGUUUGCCACGGCGAUUCAAUCCGAACCACAAGGAUGUUUUUGCUUGCGUCAAGCACGAGCUUGCAGAUGAGGAUUGGAUGCAAGACCCGCUCCUGACCCUUCCAGGUGAUGAGGAAAUGGAAAUCCAGCAGUUUUGGCUGAGAGCUCUUGGCCAUGUUGGAACCAAGACGCACCUGUCACCGGAUCGGUGCGAAGCGCUGAAGGAACUGGCGGAUGCCUUGUCAGGCUACCCACAAUACGAGAGGGCGUGCGCCUACAUGCGAAGCAUUGCAGGGGCAACGUCAUACCCACGACGGGACGCAUGGCCACUGGAAUUUCUAAGAGAUGCUGCUGUCCAUGCUGAGAGGCUUGUGAUUGCCAAUUUGCCUCCCCGGGAGGAACGCCCAAGGGCACAUGAACUUCAAGUGCACUUUCACCAUCUGCGCAGAGGGUGA
Durusdinium trenchii is the source of this 1356-nucleotide messenger RNA. The record is from the annotation of a GenBank genome assembly. NCBI's taxonomy places the organism in Eukaryota, Dinophyceae, Suessiales, Symbiodiniaceae.